AUGGCCAAGCAAAGUUCAUUUCUUUUGUCUGGCUUGUUUCUCGUUUUGUUGCUACCUUCCGAUGACGGACAAUCGGGUGAUAGCGCUUUCCUAAAAAUCCUCUGUUCAAGAAACCCGUCAGCUCUUCUUGGUUUGUGCACAAACUACGCGUCGUCCUUACGGACCUGCCCUAGUACUCAAUGGGGAGAGUGGAAGUUGCAAGACUUUUCUCCUUCUUCCGCUUCUAACGCUUCCUGUCCGUCAGCCAGCAGACUGUUCAGGUAUAAUCGUACCAAAGACGUAAGCCACUUGUCAGCAACUUGCAAGAACGAAGCAGGAGACAUCUACGAAACACAAGACAGAUGUCCGCCAACUACAGAAGAAAAAGUGUCCGUUCUUAUGCAAAUUUUUGAUAACGACUUUGGUCCAUCUGUAGUGACAGCUCCCCGUCCAGUUCCGCGUCCUAACCCUAGGCCUCCAGGUGGUUGGAGUCGUCAUAGGUAUUCCUUUCGUAUGGCUCCUCCGCCUCCUCCGCCUCCUUCGCCUCCUCUGCCUUCUUCGCGCUAUUGCUCGUACGAGAAUCCUCGAGAUCUUGCUGUAGUAAUUGACAGUUCCGGAAGUGUUGGACAAGCUGCAUUUAGUGCGGCUGUAGACACUCUUGCAGAUUUCAUCGGCAACAUGUGUCACGAAUUCACAUGUCAAGGACCUCAAACAAGACUAGCCAUCGUCACUUACGGAUCGGAAAUCAAAGAGGCAUUCAACUUCCAGUACGCAGCCGGCAGACACAGGAGCGAAGCGCAAAUGAUAAACGACAUCAAAACAAAACCAAUCUACACAGGUGGGUAUACAGCUACAGGAACGGCACUGGAGUAUUGUCGAGACAACAUAUUUCAAACAAGGUACGGCAUGAGAAAUAACAGUAAACGCCAGAUUCUGCUUUUGACAGAUGGUCAUUCAAACCGAGGAACAGCACCAGGAGAUGUGGCCCGUCAACUCUUCGGCGGAAUGGACGUUGCCGUCUACGCCCUUGGUAUUGGGUAUAACAUCAACCUAGAUGAACUAAAAUCCAUAACACACACAAGAAGCAACAACAAUAUGCUUCACGUCAUGUUGGCUUUUGCCAACUACGGUGAAUUCUCUAGAAUCAAUGAUCAGAUUACAAGAAACCUCCGUGUUUUGAGAAAAUCAUGCAUCAAAGCUUCAGUGCUUUAUGACAAGAAGAAAUAGAACAAACACUGCAACAAAAACAUUUGUGCUGGCUUCAGUACAGAAUGUCGGAAGCAAGAUCCUAGAUGCAAUAAUGUAAGUUGGUAAAAUGUCUUGGACAAUUAAUUAAAUGAUGCAACGAUCAGUGGAAUUCUAGUUCCACAGUAACAACAGUAGUAUAGAUUUGUAGAAUUAGAUAGACGUAGUGGUGACACGCAAAAUAAA
Molecule: messenger RNA, 1410 nt
Organism: Corticium candelabrum
Lineage: Eukaryota; Metazoa; Porifera; Homoscleromorpha; Homosclerophorida; Plakinidae
Product: collagen alpha-1(XII) chain-like
Exons: 2
Coding region: 1-1206 (401 amino acids)
Source: RefSeq, a predicted model, not a curated record